UUGAAGUCGAUACUCGAUAAAACGAGCUAUCACUAAAAUGUAUAAAAUAUGUUGACAUUUUCCUCUGGUGUGUAAUAUCAUUUUAAUGCGGAGGUAUAAUGUGUUUAUAAGCUGAGAAGAUUUUCGUAAUUAUUAAAAUAUAAGUGAAAUGUCAAGAUGACCUCAGAAUUUUGUGCAGACGAUGUUCUAGUACAAUUAACAUCACCACCAGCUUUUUCUGAAGCAACGUCUAGCACCAGUACAACACCAACCACAACUAGGGUACAGACUUCUUCAGUAGCGGUAGAACUGGGUCGAAGGCUGCUGCUGGCUGCUCGAGCUGGAGACACAGCUACAGUACUUGAAUUAAUGGCAAAGGGUGCUCCCUUCACAACAGACUGGCUAGGAACCUCCCCGUUACAUUUGGCUGCUGCUAACAAACACGUUGAGACAUGUGCAGUUUUAUUAAGAGCUGGAGUCAGUAGAGAUGCACGGACUAAAGUGGAGAGGACUCCUUUACAUAUGGCAGCUCAUGCUGGCAAUGCAUCAGUUAUUACUCUGCUGAUAAAUCAUGGAGCUAGUGUAGACUGUCGCGACAUGCUGCAGAUGACGCCGCUGCACUGGGCGGCGGCGCGCGGGCACGCGGCGGCGGCGCGCGAGCUGCUGCGCGCCGGCGCCGACCCCACCGCGCGCUGCAAGUUCCGCAAGACGCCGCGCGACCUCGCCGCGCGCAACCGCCACGCGGACCUCGUGCGCCUGCUCGAUCAGGCAUCCGAAGAACCGGUUAAGGAGCCGCAAAAUGAGUUUGCUGUAUUACAAAAAAUAGUUGAAACGAAAACUGCAACGAAAAAGCAGCAAGAAGAAAAAAUGAUCGAAGUGGAAAUCAAGUCUGAGCCUCCGCAGCACGCGAAGGGCGCCGCGGCGGAGGGCGCCGGGGACGAGGGCGCGGUGGGUGCCAGUGGCGCAGCGGGCGGCGGGGGCGCGGCGGGCGGCGGGGGCGCGGGGGGCGCCGGGGGCGAGGGCGCGGCGCAGCUGCUGCGGCGGCACGGCAUCACGCUGCUGCCGGCCGACCCGGGCGGCACCGUGCUCACGGCGCUGCAGAGCGGCCGCACCGUCGUGCUCUCGGACGCGGGCAAGCUGCUGCUGCAGGAGAGCCGGCGCCCGCUCGGCGCCCGCGCGCGCGCCGCCGACCGGCGCCCGCCCUAUCAGCAAGUGAAAUUAGUUCAGUUGAGCGACGUCAAGGUGCCCACAAAGUUAGUGACGGGGAAGAAACCGGUCAAAAUUGUAUUGAACAAGGAACACUUUCAAAAGCUCGUCGCGGUGUCCAAGCCUUCUAAUGGAGCUGCGCCAAGCACAAGCAUACCAACGAUAACGGUGAAAACGGAACACGCAGAUCCGCCGGAGACAGAGACGGACGCGGCCGCGGGCGGCGCGGGCGGCGCGAGCGAGCGGGACGCCUGCGCCUCGUGCGCGCGCCUCCGCGCCGAGCUGCGCGCCGCGCGCGCGCACCUCGCCGCGCUGCGC
Molecule: messenger RNA, 1503 nt
Organism: Zerene cesonia (dogface butterfly)
Lineage: Eukaryota; Metazoa; Arthropoda; Insecta; Lepidoptera; Pieridae
Gene: Atac3
Product: poly [ADP-ribose] polymerase tankyrase-1
Exons: 10
Biological process (GO): positive regulation of transcription by RNA polymerase II
Cellular component (GO): nucleus
Molecular function (GO): transcription cis-regulatory region binding; protein binding
Source: RefSeq, a predicted model, not a curated record